Molecule: messenger RNA, 4498 nt
Organism: Corythoichthys intestinalis (scribbled pipefish)
Lineage: Eukaryota; Metazoa; Chordata; Actinopteri; Syngnathiformes; Syngnathidae
Product: gasdermin-E-like
Exons: 10
Coding region: 188-1552 (454 amino acids)
Biological process (GO): programmed cell death
Cellular component (GO): cytoplasm
Source: RefSeq, a predicted model, not a curated record
GUCUUAUUGUGACAGGAGACCUCUCCUUGUUUAUCGACAGUCUUAGUGAGUUUGUUAGGCGUUCUGAAUGAUUGUCUUCUCAAAAGGUGUCUCGACUGGGGUUACGUUCACGACGGCUCGGUGAAAACGGCGUGUCCGAGCUCUUGGGCGGACUAUUCGUCUCUCCGAACACCUUCCGGACGGGGAGAUGUUUGCCACAGCCACCAGGAACUUUGUGGAUGAGGUGGACCCCGGUGGUUUGUUGAUCCCAGUGAGAAGCCUCAACGACUCCAUUACUCUACUCACUGUGGUGGUGAGCCAAAAACGUUUCUGGUGCUGGCAGAAGCCCAAAUAUAUUCCCACUGACUUCACCCUCAAUGACAUUCUCACAGGAGACACGCCUAUCACUCCAGUUUUAACAGAGAUAGACUUCAUCAAAUACAAUGGGACAUAUGGUGACAACAUUCAAGGGUCGAUGGAUGCCACUUUCAUCCACUCAAACGUGAACGCAGAGGGAAAAGACUCAUCCAAACUGCAGUUCUCAUUUGGCAGUUUGAAGAAAGACGAAGUGGAUGUGCGCAAGCUACUGCAAGACUCUAAAAAAAGUCUUAUAGACAUGUCCCACAGUCUGAUCAAGCAGACUAAGAAGAAACGCCAGGUGUUCGGUGUGGUCAAAGAGCGCAUUGUGACCAGCCAGCCUUGUAGUGUCAUCGAGGAGGUGUCACUGAAAGACAAUGGCAGCCUAAGCAAAGAUAGCAACGUUACCAUGGAGAUUCCCAAAAACACCACCCUGGCCUAUGCCCUCAUUGACCUUGAGGUGAAGCAGGAUGGUCACUAUGAGCUGUGUCUGAUGUCAAACAAGGGGGGCUUUGAGGUGGACAGUCCCACCCAAAAAGGGCUGGUGGGUGUCACUGGAGCUUCUGUUCCAAACAACCCAGAAGUCACCCGACUUGCAGAAGAACUGAAGAAUCUGCAUGCCCAUUUCCAGCUCUUGUCAUCUCUUCCUGCCACCAGCAAGGCUUCUCUGCUCAAAAUCAUGACAGGAAUCAUAGAAGACCAAGCAGCCCUCAGUGCUCUUCAGAGUGUGCUGGACCAGAUGCUUGUUGAUAAGAGCGCAAACAUGGCCGACAUUUCAGAGGCACACAAACAAAGCAUCCAGCCUGUUCUGGAAAUGUUGAAAGAGUUGGAAUGCGGGUCAGAGGGACAGACUGAGCAUUCUGCAUCUCUCCUCAGUGCUCUGCACCUCCUUACGAGUGCACUGGAUGAACUGACUCAUGAUUGUCUUGCAGCGCUGAGAGCCUGCAGCAGUCCUGCUGUGUUAAAAAUCGUAGAGCUUCUGGUACAGUGCUUGUCUGGAAGCGGGGAGUCACCAGCGAGCAACACAAAUGUCGCUGCACUGCCAGAGGACGUGUUGGCGAACUUGGAACAUCUGUUCACCUCAUCUGACGUGAGCUUACUGCGAGACGGUGACACAGCGAGGAUUCAAAUAAACCAGCUGCAAGAGCCAGGAUAUCGCCCACUUAUCAUGUGCAUCGCUCUCAGAGGCCUACACGCACUGGCCCAAUGUGUUUAACAUAACCCUACAAAUAGGCGCUUUUACUGCGAGGAGCAAUCAUCGAAAUUUAUCAGCAGGGAAAAGCAACAAAUAAGCUGCUUAAAAGACAUGAAAACCUUUUAUACUGUAAUAUAAACGCCUUUCACAUUUAGCUGCGACAUGAGUAAAUGUGCUCUUUUAUCAUGGUUUCAUCUUUUCGAAAGACUACUGAUUUGUGUCAAACCUUCCUUGAUUUAUCAUAACCCUUUUGCACUACACUACUGUAUAAAUUAACACUAGGUUACUUUUCAGUUUUUGUCGAUUUUAGCGACGCCGGUGGACAAAAGCAGUAGUGUUUUGCAUUAAAGAAGACUCCCGUUUCCCAUGAGGACCAGCACACACCCACACAGUGUCAUAAAAUCAUCACUUAAUCAAAAAUCAAUCUCCCGGUCGCCUGCAGAUGGAUUAAACAACAUUUCUGUUGCCAGCGGCUGUAUGAAGGAUGAAUAGUAAUAAGGUAAUCCAUCCGGUUGUGGCUAAACAAUAGCACAUGACAGUUAACAAGUGACUUGGUGUGUCUAAAGACUUGUCAGCGCUGAUGAGUUCGGUGGGGGGGUGUCACGCUAGCGAGUGAAAGCCGGACCAAUGUUUAGUCUGUAUCCUGGUAGCCUCCAUUUUUUUCCUCCUUAGACAAAACGUUUUGUCUCUUUUGUUGCUCUGCCAUAUUUGCAGAAUUUGCGCAGAAGCAUUCACACUUCCAUAUUUUUAAUGAAUGGGGAAAGUGGGAAAUGAUGCAUGCCGUAAAAAAGUCAGGACAUUUGUUGUUGGUUUUUUUUGUGUGGCAGGGUUCCUACCACCCUCCUCAAAGUUAGUGUGGGUGAAAGCGAUACAGACCCCCCUCUAUAUAUAAAAGAAGUUUCAUUCAACUAGUUGUCAGUCGACAUCACGUUAUAAAAAUAUUUUAUAAAGGUUGAAAACUUACCUUGUGUUGCUUUAAAACUAACAAAAAGAUUGCAUGUUGAUCUCUAAGCCUCAUGGCUCAUAAAAGAAAAAAUUUCCUUUUUUCUAUCUUGUGAACCUCUACAAAUCACCUUAAUGUUUUUGCUUAAAAAAAAUAAACACACUGGGUACACAUUUUGCAUUUUUAAAUUUGUCUCAUUUCUAUUUAAAAAAAAAAAAAAAAAGCAGGAAUGGUUAGAUUAAAAAACACAUUUAUUCAACAUUGGAAAAUACAUCUUAUCUGAAAUAUAAGUAAAAUAUGGUUUUUAAGUCAGUAAAUCUGUUUUGGCAGUUUAAGUGGGAUCACAUCAAAAGGGACGUUUUAUUGAGACAGCACCCUGUUUAAUUAAAACGUUUUUUGUAGUCAAAUGCAGCACCACGUGGUUAGUUUGAGAGAAACAUCAAUGUUUACAUUUAUGUGACCUGUUCUUGGCAUAGUAAGGGAAAUGUAUGAUGGGCACAUUGUUAUCUCUUAGUUCCAUUCGAUCCUUUCCACUUAACGAAAAACAGGCAAAAAAAGCAGCCUUAUUAAGUGGUGGUGACUACUAGUAGGAUGACAACAAAUAGUGGCAAAAUGAGAUGAGUAAACGCAAACACUGAGGUGAGGUAUCAUUAAAAAGCAAGCCCUCCAUUUUCUUAAUAGAAUAAAUAGACAACUUACAUACAAGGGUAACAUUAAAUAACGGGACAUGUCCAAUUGAUUUCUAUUAAAAAACACCGACACAAAAUGACUCCCAAUCAAUUUGAUGAGUAUAUUAAAAGAGUUUGCCAAUAAAUAAGUACACUUCCCGUGCGCUGUGACUUGCAUAGUGUGCAUUGCGGCAUCCCCGUUCACAUGGCAGGUGUAGCAGCUCCGGACAACCACAGUCCAGUCCGAUCAAAGGGGGCGCCUCAUCAGUAGACCCAGCUGACCGGGACCCACUGCGGCUCUAUGAGUAGUCUCUCUACAGCCUCCUGCAGCUGGUCGAAGGCCUUGUCCAGGUUGUCGUUGUAAAUGGUCAGGUCAAAGAAGUGGCUGUAGGCGCGACGGAUUCUGGCGCUCUCCUCCACUGUCUUCUUCAAAUCAUUCUCCUGUGGACCAAAAUGAUCUUGAGUUUGUCUUUUCUGGUUCCAACUGUUUAAUGGGUGAACUGAACUUCCCGUUGUUGAACUUACAGUAAGUAGUUUAGUUGUUAAGCCAGCAUCCACCACGGCCUUGUGCAUAUCUCUCAAGGUGUCGAGCUCAGGAGCGGCGAUGAAUACCACAAAGGGCAUGAACUCAGCAGUUUUGAGCACUUUCAAGGCCUAAACACAAGCGAGUAAAUAUCAGGUAAAGCUGUCAAAUUGUUCCGCGGCGAGCUGGGCGCUCACCUGGGGGUUGACGUCGAGGAUACAGGUUCGGCCAGCCGCCACCACCUCGUGGAUGGAGUCGAUCUUGGUACCGUAGAGGUUGCCGUCGUACUCCCCGUGCUCCAGGAAGCGGCUGUCCUUAAUGUCCUGCUCCAUCUGAUGCCGUGUCACAAAACAGUAGUUCUGGCCGUCUCGCUCUUCUUCUCUUGGACUGCGUGACGUGACUGAAAUGACAGAAACGGGACGAGAAGAAUGACCACUUUUUCUCUGUGCCAAAAUUGCAAAAUAUGUUUAGUUAUAUAACGACAAAAAAUAAACUCGGCAUAUCAAAUAAACAUACAUACAUACAUAUAUCAAAUAAAUAAAAUGAAAUGAAAUAAGCUUUGCAGGUUAUUGACGCACCCUCAGUGGCUUCACGACACAGUGAAGAGUCACAGUAGUAAUGCAACAGUCAGUAGCAAAUUCAUUCACUUUCAAUUAAUAAGUUCAUUAAAUUGCAUUUUUGUAGUUUUAUGCAAGGGGACUGGUGAAAACAAAGUAUUUUUGGUUACUUAAGGGUAUAUUAGAACAUAUUCUUGGCUAAAGACCAUAUUAAAUGCAGUUCCACAUCAUCAAUAAUAUUGAUGAAGUGUCUCAACUGCUAAGGAAAUAUAGAUG